AUGGCUACAGAAGCUAUAAAUAAUACUCCUGAAAAUACUGAAAAGGCAAAGGAGGUAAAAGAUGAUACAACUGCAGACAAUGGUCAGACCAAAGAAGAGCCGCCGGCAACCGAGGAGAAAACAGAAAAGGCUGAAGAGAAAAAGCCUGAACCAGCUCCUCCGAAGCCGUCCGUACACAAAACUAACUACGAGAAGGACGUCGUGUAUUUGUACCAAUUCUCGCGAACCCCGUUAAUACCGUCAACUUCACCGUAUUGCUUGAAAGUUGAAACAUGGCUUCGAUUGGCUGGCAUCAAGUACCAGAAUGUGGACCACAAGGCCAAAUUCCGAUCCAAAAAAGGCCAACUACCAUUCGUUGAGCUGAAUGGUGAACAGAUUGCUGACAGCACUUUUAUCAUCAAGAUGCUCUCCGAAAAUUUCAACAAAGACCUCGAUGCGGCCUUAACGCCAGAGCAGCGGAUGGUCACGCACGCAAUGGUCUCCAUGAUAGAGAACCAUCUAUCGUGGGUCAUCAUGUGGUGGCGCGCGAAGUAUCCGGACAGUGUCCUCAAGGGCUAUCAAGUGAAUUUGCAAAACGCUCUCAACACUCGUCUGCCGAAUUCGAUCUUGAAUUUAUGCUACAAGCUCACUAGCGGACGUAAGGGUAUGAAGAAGGCCAAGGCCCACGGCAUUGGUGUUCACAGCCAGGAAGAGAUCAUAGAGUUCGGCAAGAACGAUCUCCGUGUGCUCUCUGAUCUGCUGGCCGACAAGCCGUACUUCUUCGGCGAUGAACCAACGCUGUUGGAUGUGGUAGCCUUCGCUAAUAUCGCCCAACUUCACUUCAUCGACAAGGAGGUCCCACAUCCUCUGCGCGACGCGCUGAACGAAUCCUUCCCCAACUUGGUUGGUCUGGUCACCCGCGUCAAGGAGCGCGCUUUCAUAGACUGGGACGACAUCUGCCGGACGCUCGACUUAAACGCACAUCUGCCCAAGCCGAAGGAUCAGAGCAAGGACACUAAAGAGGGCUCCGCACCCGCUGAAAAGCAACCAUUGCCUGACGAACCUGAGAAAGGAAAGGGCGAUGAGAAAGAGAAGGAGCAGGAGAAGGAACCAGAAGAUAAGGAGGAGAAGUAA
Molecule: messenger RNA, 1113 nt
Organism: Parnassius mnemosyne (clouded apollo)
Lineage: Eukaryota; Metazoa; Arthropoda; Insecta; Lepidoptera; Papilionidae
Source: the annotation of a GenBank genome assembly